AGAACGCGGCAGUGGCCUUUUAUUGCUUUACUUAAUUGUUUAUAAAUUACAGUUAAAACUAUAUUUUACACUUGUCUUAAAAAAUAAUUAAUUUAAAGUAAUCAUUCGGAAUUAUCUUUCACUUUGGAAAGAAAAUAAUUGUGUCCUCGUAAAUCUUAUUUAGUAACGUUGCUUUGGAGACAGACUUAACCAAUUUGAAUAGUGAAAAUUAUAAGAUGUAAAAUGUAGUGGAAUAUACUGUAGUUAGCUACAUAUAUAUUAUAUUUGGAAUGUGUAGACUCAAGAGGUGGUUUCAUAUAUCUCUUAGUAAAUAAAUUUUACUACGAUGAACCGUGGUCCAAGCCACGAUAAAGCCGGACAUCUCACGGGGAGCAUUGGAAGCACAGCCCGAUCUAUAACCCCGAACCCUUUGAUGGUAGGACACAAUUUUCGAGUGGGGAAGAAAAUUGGCAGUGGAAACUUUGGAGAAUUAAGAUUGGUAUCCUUCCGCGAACAUAUGAGAGGGGUGGUAAGAAUUGAUGUGAACUGUGAAGAAGAAAAGAACAAGAACAUAAUGAUGGAGGUGUUGGUGUUGGAAUAUUGUGUCCUGCGCGAAAUUUACUUGUAAAUUCGGA
Messenger RNA from Homalodisca vitripennis (glassy-winged sharpshooter), 614 nucleotides. Its product is annotated as casein kinase I-like. The coding region runs from base 326 to 607 and encodes 93 amino acids. The transcript has 2 exons. NCBI's taxonomy places the organism in Eukaryota, Metazoa, Arthropoda, Insecta, Hemiptera, Cicadellidae. The record is from RefSeq and is a predicted model, not a curated record.